AUGGGGGCGCCGCCGCCCAACGGCAGCUUCGGCCUCACCGCCGGCACCCCGCGGCCCGCUGGAGCGCCGGGGCCCGGGGACCGCGGCUGCGAGAACGGCGCCCUCAUGGACAGAUUCGGCAUCUUCCUGCAGGGGCUCCUGGGCGUCGUGGCCUUCAGCACCCUCAUGCUAAAACGCUUCAGAGAACCAAAGCAUGAAAGACGUCCCUGGAGGAUAUGGUUUUUAGAUACUUCCAAGCAAGCCAUAGGGAUGUUGUUCAUCCACUUUGCAAAUGUCUAUUUAUCAGACCUGACAGAAGAAGACCCCUGUUCACUGUACCUUAUCAACUUCUUGCUGGAUGCCACCUUAGGAAUGCUGCUGAUCUACAUCGGGAUCCGUGCUGUCAGCAGCAUCGUGGAGUGGCAGCAGUGGGAGUCCCUUCGCUUUGGGGAAUAUGGUGACCCCCUGCAGUGCAGUGCUUGGAUGGGCCAAUGUGCUCUGUACAUAAUGAUUAUGACAUUUGAGAAAACCAUCAUCAUCAUAGUGCUGCUUAUACCUCAGUGGAAGGAGGUGGCUUUAUUGAACCCCAUAGAGAACCCCCAGCUGGAGCUGGCAAUCGUCAUGCUGAUAGUUCCCUUCUUUGUUAACGCGUUAAUGUUCUGGGUAGUAGAUAAUUUCCUUAUGAAGAAAGGGAAGACAAAAGCUAAACUUGAAGAAAAGGAAGCAGGACAAGAUUCAAGAAAUGGAAGUAAAGUCCGAUACAGGAGAGCAGCAUCACAUGAGGAGUCAGAGUCAGAAAUCCUUAUUUCAGCAGAUGAUGAGAUGGAGGAGUCGGAUGCUGAGGAGGACCUGCGCAGACUGACCAACUUAAAGCCCAUCAAGAAGAAGAAGCAUCGCUUUGGUCUGCCUGUAUGACACAUUCCUUGGCCUAUGGACUUGCAGGUUUCAUGGCAAAAACUUCUGUCAGUGGGGUUUAAUGUUGCAAUUGCAUCUCCCUUUUCAUACAAACUGACUUAGAAGCAAGGUCUACCAACAGAAGGCAAAGCAGUUGGAAGACUUCCAGUUCAGUUGCACUACGAACACACUGACCAGUUAUGCAAGAAUGUCUCCUCAUCAUGUGCAGGAAAUGGACGAGUCACUAAGGAUUCGUGUGGGAGGUGUCAGAGAAGAUCAGAGAGAACAGAUACAGAAUCUUUCACUUUCAGUUGCUGAUGGGACAGUGUAUGGAGUUCUCAAAAAGGCAUCAGAGUUGACUAAGUUAAAGGAGUGUGUUUUAUUACUAAAACUGGCUUUUGCAGCAUAAUUCCUAGAGCAGAAUAGUUUAUGGUUACAAGCUGUAACUUAACAUUAUUUUUUUAAGUACAAAUGUUUACUUGCUACCGGGUACCUAUGGAACUAAUAGGUGGAACAAAGAUUUUUUUCCAAGUCUUCUCAAAUCUAUCUGACUAUUUUAUAUUUAAGUUAUAUUUUCAUACAGUUGUAUUUAAAGAUUCUCUUUAUCAGAGAAAUGGGUACCAUUCCCUUUUUUGUGCAGAACAGGUCAAUAGAUUUGUAGUGAAAAUCUUAUUUAUCCUUGUCUCCUGAUUUAAGACAAAGGGAUUGCAAAGGGAAAAGCUCUCUGUCACUGCUGAAGUCACCAAAUAUCACUAAAAAUGCAGUCCUAUGUGUGCUCUUGACCACAUAAUUUAAAAAUACCUUUUUCAGUAGGAGGUGGUGUUUGCAUAUUUGACAAAGGUGCACUUUAGUGUAUAACAAAAAUCCAUUGUGAUAAGUUAUUUGUGAAAUGAGUAUCUAUGGAUACUCUAAUUAUUUCUUAUUCUGCAAGUCUCUUGUGCAUACCUCUCAAAUGAGCCAAAAGAGAUGGAACAUUUCUGAUACUUUUCCUGUUAUAGGGCCUGCAGUAUGGGACUGUGAUCUGAUUAUAGCAGUUGUGAUACAAUAUUGGAAAUAUAAUUCUGUCCCUUGUUUUUUGUUGGAAAAGCAAUCUUCUACUUAAUGUGCUUAACAGCAACAACAACAAAAUUUCUCCUAUUUAAUUUACAUAAAGUCUCGUUAUCCUUCAAUAGUAAAAGAACAGCCCCAAGGGGUACAGUGCAGUUGUUACCACAGCAUUUCUGGGAUUUUCAGUGUCUCUUCUGAUAAUUGAGAGCACAUGGUGAUCUGAAACCUAGCAGACAUGUUUUCAGUGAUAUCCUUUUGCUUUGCAUAUUUUCUAAAUGAUUGUUUCGGACAGCUUUCCUUGCUUAGCUAAACCUUGUGCAGGACAAGGCGAUGUGUCAAAGAGGUGACAACAGACCUUGAAUGCAAAUCUGUUGCAGUAUCUGGACACCAGAAAAAUUCCAAGCCUUAAACCAGUUUCAUUUGAAAACUGCUCAGAACUUUUUAAGAUUUUUUACAUUUUUUUAUAGGUUUACUAGGUCUUAAUGUGAUUUAUUAACCAGACCACUUAACUGGGCCUUAGUAAAUACGGAACUGUGCGCUCCCAUGCUUACUUUCACUAUUCCAGCAUCCCUUUUCCUGGUAGCUGCCAAGGGGACACGAUGCUCUGACACCUCAGGGUGUCCAGCCAGCUCAAAGGGACAUUUACCAAACCCGAGGUUUUAGUUGAGCCACUGACCUUUGUUACUGUGCACUGAAACGUAAGAACUGCAAUAAGUUACAGUACUAGUGUUUCCUUUAGACUAAAUCUAGAGACUAAUGACAGUGCAAGCUUACCUGAGUUCCUUUGACAUGGGGGGUGGGGAUGGGGAAAUGUCCCUAAUCAGUGUUGCCUCUGGUUUGGGGGGUGUGGGGUUUUUUAUUGAUUGUAUGACUUGCAUCUUCUCUUGGCUAUUGACCAGUGGGCGGGUGCAGAUCUCCAAAAGCACAGUACUUCAAGGAAUUCAUCAACAGAAUAGCCUCCCACAGCUCACUUUUCCAAAGGGAUAUAAGAGCUAGGACUGGCUCUGGUCACAAUUGCCAGCAUUUAUUUUUUUAGCAUAGGAUUUGUUCUGUUUCAGAUAGUGAACUAAAGCUAUUGAACAUGUGCUACGUCCCAGUGCAGAGCAUGGCUGUCCUCGCCAGCUGCAAUAACUGAGCAGUGCACACAAAUUUAACUGUGCCAGCUUGCAUCUUAUCUUCCUUUUCCCUCCUCCAGUUAACUUCAAUUAUCAAAAUUAUUCUAGUCUCAUGUUUAGUCUGUGAACUGUCAGUAUAAAAUUAUGGCCUUAAUCAUGUAAAAAUAUUUCUUUUGAGCAGACCUCGAGCUUAUUGACCAAGUACAAAACAGUAUGAAGUGCUAUGGAGCAGUUUCUUGAAGGUGGUUAUAGAAAAGGUUCUGAAUGCCUAAUUUUUCAUGUCUUAAGUGCUUAAAUGUCUCUUCUUGUGAGAUCUAGAUAUGCCUAGCAAGAUGUAGUAAAGCACUAUGAUCCAAAGGCACAGAAGUAUUUUUAAUACCACAGUAGUAACAGAAGGAGCAACCUUCAGAGGGGAAAAAAUUAAAUUCUCUACUAAGACAAUAAUUCUAUUCAGAAUUUUAGGUAAGUAACAAAAUCUGGCUGUUUUUUCUAUACAUUCUUUUUUACCAUUGUGAAAGAGAUGGAAAAUGUAGAACUAGUUGUUUUCCUCUCUGUAAGGUAAAAAUUGGAAUUCUUGCAGUAAUUAUAAGUAGGACGAGUCCUUUUGUCUGACAGGCUUGCAUGUGAGAGCAGGGAGUGUGUGCUUAGUGCUUCACUGUGUCUUACCACUUGUUAAAAUGUAUUGGCAGUACAGUCUGAAAUGGACUUUUCAUAAAGAGUUGAUCCAGUGUGAGAUUGCAACACCAUGUUUGCAUUAUCCUCCAGCUGUCACUCAUAUUUCUGCCUGGCAAAUGUACUCCAGGACAAUCUGUAGCAAAGGUUUAAUUCAGGCUGUGCUUAGGAAAUAGGAUUCUGUUUAAUGAAAAUAAGCUAUGUAGUGAAUGCCAAAGUAAAGGGAAGGGAUUAUAACUUAGAGAAGAGACACAAAUAUUGGUGGAGAUGGAAUUUACCGUGAGUGGUCAACCUAAAUACAUUAACUGUUCCUAGUAUCUGACCUGUGACACAUUUGCAUAAACUUAAAACACUGAUGUUGUCUAGUAUGUGGUUUCCAAGUUCUGGCUUCAAUAUGUUCAGGUCCCCUUGUCUUACUUUAAGUAGGUGAAUGCUGUCUGUUAAUGUUACUAACUAAAAUGUACUAUAGCUUUUCUUCAGGGAAAACUCAGAAAAUGAGUUGCAAAUUAGAGCAAUGCAAAGUGAUCCCCUCGGGCAGGUGUCUGCUCUGAUCCCUGCCGAGCCUGGGGAGGGGGGCCUGGGCUCUCCCGCUCUGCUCAGAGCUGAGCAUCACAAGGAAUCUCUGCCACUGUGCUUGACUAACCCGUGUUUGCAACUUUGCUGUGCUUUUUACAGGAGAAACCAGUAGUGAAAGCUAAUAAAUUCAGCCACACCAAGUCAGAGUACAUCUACAGCAUAGGCGUGCAAACUUUUUUAGGUGAAGUUUCCAGUUCAAUUACUGAAAAUGACUACUAUGGUUUUACAAAGUAAAACUGCAGUAUCUUUAAAAAAGGGACUCUUUUGUAGGUGUUUUUGUCUUGUGUGGGUAUCCGUCUCAAACUGAAUGUGGGGUUUGUUUGUAAGUAAAUUCAGACUAUAGCCAAUGUGAGCAAAACCAACAGCUGUAUUCUGCUGCCCUCUGUUUGGACCAUAUUGUUUAAUCAGUGGUGUUACCUUAAACUUUUAAGGGUAUCUGAUGUAAUUACAUUAUAAUGGUUUACAAUAAAGUCUGACUUAUUACAGAUUUGUACACUUGUUUUAUACUUGUUCUGUUUCAAAGUGCCUGUAUUUCAGUGUCUGUGGUGUGAUCUUGUGGGAAGCAGGUUCUGCUACUUGAGUUUUACUUCAGCUCUAAUUGUGCACCCUGUUAU
Messenger RNA from Camarhynchus parvulus, 4897 nucleotides. Its product is annotated as store-operated calcium entry regulator STIMATE-like. Lineage: Eukaryota; Metazoa; Chordata; Aves; Passeriformes; Thraupidae. Gene Ontology annotation, molecular function: calcium channel regulator activity. Gene Ontology annotation, cellular component: membrane; cortical endoplasmic reticulum. The record is from RefSeq and is a predicted model, not a curated record. The coding region runs from base 1 to 894 and encodes 297 amino acids. The transcript is spliced from 8 exons. Gene Ontology annotation, biological process: activation of store-operated calcium channel activity.